This is a messenger RNA of Brassica napus (rape), 3094 nucleotides long. Its product is annotated as inactive protein kinase SELMODRAFT_444075. Gene Ontology annotation, molecular function: protein kinase activity; ATP binding. The record is from RefSeq and is a predicted model, not a curated record. The transcript has 10 exons. Bases 626 to 2869 code for a protein of 747 amino acids. Lineage: Eukaryota; Viridiplantae; Streptophyta; Magnoliopsida; Brassicales; Brassicaceae. Gene Ontology annotation, biological process: protein phosphorylation.
GCAUUAUUUAGUAGGACUACAAAGAUAGUUAUUUUGUUGUUACUAGAGAAGGCUAAACCCAAAAACCCUUUAAAAAAAAAAAAGAAGCUGUAUUUCACAACUUCUUUCUCCUUGGCGGUUUACUUAUUAUCACCAGUAAUUGGAUUUCAUCUGUAGUGUUCUGUGCUUUGAUAGUGAAAGGAGAGACGAAGCUUGAAGACAGACACACACACACAAUCAAUGCUUCUUCUGGUGGAAUUUUGAAGUUGUGGACAGAUUUUUGAAAGGGUGGAAUCUCCUCGUGUCUUGUCUGCUCGAGAGGAUUUUCGCUCUUUGUGUUUCUUUGUUGUUGUCAGAUUUAAAAAAUCAAGAGGCUGUAAUAAGCUUUUGACUCUGUGAUUUGACAAAAGGGUGGAGGUUUAGGGAUCUUUGAGUUGAAUCCGUUCUAUGUGAAUUCAUUGGAGGAGGGAGAGAAAGAAAAGUGCAGAGAGAGGAAGAGGUGUUGUUGUCAAGUUUGUGAGUUUUUGUAUUCAUCUUCUUGGUGUGGGGGCAGUUGCUAAAUAAUGCAAAGCUAGAAGAAUCCUGUUGCCUUUGUGUUAUAAAAGACAUACGAAAAGAGGGACAAGAAACUUUCUUGCUUUCUUAAAUGAGUCGUUUAGUGAAGCGAGGGAAACAGGAAAAGCCUAUAGUGUCUGAUGGGGCUGAGAAGGUUAUCGUCGCUGUUAAAGCCUCUAGGGAGAUUCCAAAGACAGCUUUGAUUUGGGCUUUGACUCAUGUUGCUCAGCCUGGGGAUUGCAUCACGCUCAUUGUUGUUGUCCCUUCUCAAAACUCAGGAAGAAAACUUUGGGGUUUCACUAGGAGUUUCCCUAUGUUCGCUGGAGAUUGUGCAAGUGGUCACCGGAAACCACAUUCUGAAGCACUUCCAGCGAUUAAGAGUGAUCUUACUGACACUUGUUCCCAAAUGAUUCUCCAGCUUCAUGAUGUCUAUGAUCCCAAUAAGAUAAAUGUCAAGAUUAAGAUUGUUUCUGGAUCACCCUAUGGAGCAGUUGCUGCUGAGUCUAAGAAAGCAGAAGCUAACUGGGUAGUGCUAGACAAACACCUCAAGCAGGAAGAGAAACGGUGUAUGGAUGAAUUGCAAUGCAACAUCGUGGUGAUGAAGCGUUCUCAGGCAAAAGUCCUGCGCUUAAAUUUAGUUGGAUCGCCUAGGAAGGUUGCUGAGAAAGGCUCUCCUUCUUUACCAACCGGACAAGAAGCAGCAUCUGAAAAAGACACAAAGAACACAAAAGGAUCGUCAGAUUCUAACAGAGACCUUCCUGUAACUCCCACUAGCAGCCCUGAGCUGGGGACACCAUUCACAAGCACAGAAGCGGGGACUUCAUCAGUGUCAAGCUCUGACCCUGGCACUUCACCGUUCUUCACUUUGGGAACAAGCGGGUACAUGAAGAAGGAUGGAGCAUUGGUCAUCAAGGAGAACGAUGAUUCCGGCUCUGAGACCGAGAGUGAAAGUCAAUCACUAGCGUCUACAAGUAUGAGAUUCCAGCCGUGGAUAUCAGAAUAUGUUAGCACACAUCGCCAUUCAUCCCUAGACGCCGAUGACAGGGCUCAAAUAUCCACUACAAAGGCUUUGCUUGAGAAGUUCUCUAAGCUUGAUGUAGAAGCUGGUUUGUCCUCUAGUAGAAGGAUUGAUCUGGAGUUUAGUGGAAACGUGAGAGAUGCAAUAUCACUCUCUCGUAAUGCUCCUCCUGGCCCGCCUCCUCUUUGUUCCAUCUGCCAGCACAAGGCGCCUGUGUUUGGGAAACCCCCUAGGCUGUUUUCAUACGCUGAGCUAGAGCUUGCGACUGGUGGGUUCUCACAGGCUAACUUCUUGGCAGAGGGUGGAUAUGGAUCUGUUCAUCGGGGUGUACUACCGGAAGGCCAGGUAGUUGCGGUUAAGCAGCACAAACUGGCGAGUUCUCAAGGGGAUGUAGAGUUUUGCUCCGAAGUGGAAGUUCUCAGCUGUGCUCAGCAUAGGAACGUCGUUAUGUUAAUUGGUUUCUGCAUUGAAGACAGGAGACGGCUCUUGGUUUAUGAGUACAUAUGCAAUGGCUCACUUGACUCCCAUCUAUACGGUCGUCAAAGGGAGACACUGGAGUGGCCAGCACGGCAAAAGAUUGCUGUUGGAGCUGCAAGAGGUCUUCGGUAUCUUCACGAAGAGUGCAGAGUUGGUUGUAUUGUCCACAGAGACAUGCGUCCUAACAACAUCCUCAUCACUCAUGAUAACGAGCCACUGGUCGGAGAUUUUGGUCUAGCGAGAUGGCAGCCUGAUGGAGAACUAGGUGUAGAAACACGAGUGAUAGGAACCUUCGGCUAUUUAGCUCCAGAGUAUGCUCAAAGCGGGCAGAUCACAGAGAAAGCGGAUGUCUACUCGUUCGGGGUUGUUUUAGUUGAGCUAGUCACUGGCCGCAAAGCCAUUGACAUUACUAUGCCGAAAGGCCAGCAAUGCCUCACUGAAUGGGCACGUCCGCUACUUGAAGAAUAUGCUGUAGAAGAACUUAUAGAUCCAAAGCUUGGGGACUGUUUUGUAGAAAGUGAGGUCAUUUGUAUGCUUCAUGCAGCUUCCUUGUGCAUACGUAGAGACCCACAUUUGAGGCCACGCAUGUCUCAGGUGUUGCGUAUACUGGAAGGAGAUAUGAUAAUGGAUGGGAACUACUGCUCAACUCCAGGCUCAGAGGCAGGCAACAGAAGCGGGCGGUUGUGGGCGGAACAUUACAGUAGCGGUCAGCUAACAAAAGAUGGGUAUGGGUCAGAUAGGUUCAGUGAAAGGCUGUCUGUUGAAACGCCAAGACUAGCUUUAAGGGAAAAGGAAAGAGGCCAGAGGUUGGAACUAAACAACCACAACAAGCAAUACUAAAAGGAUUAAGAGAGUAAAAUCAGAUAGAAGUGUCUUAUGAUAGGGCCCCCUGUUUUCAGUAAUGUGGUCCAAAGCUGGGAAGAAAGCUUUUUUUUCUCUGACUCCUUUGUUAUUUUUGUUUGUAUAGCGGGUAAGAUGAAAGAAAAAAACAGUUGCUAUAUAUGUUAUCAAGGAACUUGAAAUUGUUUUUUGGGAAAAGGAAAUGAUUACAAAAUGACAAAACAA